GGAAGUGAUGUAUGCAGACUUCCGCCGCUGUCAAGGGCACUGAAAACUAACGUUAGCCAAACCUAAAGGUAACUGUACGCACGUGUGUCUAAAAACACCGAGAAAGCUACAGUUUUCGGUAACGUUUACGGUAGAAAUGGAAGGCUACAGUUCAGACUUCUCUGCCGGUGGGGCUGGGGGGAAAGUGGACACCGGGACCAUCAUGGAGCAAGUUAAAGUGCAGAUCGCGGUGGCUAACGCUCAGGAGCUGCUGCAGAGAAUGACAGACAAAUGCUUCAAGAAGUGCAUAGGGAAACCUGGGAGCUCGCUGGACAACUCUGAGCAGAAAUGCAUUGCCAUGUGUAUGGACCGGUAUAUGGACGCCUGGAACACGGUGUCCCGAACAUACAACUCCAGACUACAGAAGGAAAGAGCUCGCAUGUGAACGCCUCUCUCUGCACCCGUCCCUUCCUCCCUGCGCUGCUCACAGUGAGGAGCAGCAGGUGUGUUUCCACUGGAGGCUGCAGCUGUGCACACUCACAGGUGUGUGUGUGUGUGUGUGUGGCUGCAGCAGAACAUCAUCACCAUCAUCACGAUACCUCACAGAGAGGCAGCAGAGCCGGUGGACUCGAGCCAUAACAAAGUCUCUAUGGACAUUUUCCUUUUGCUCCGAGGAGCUGUUAUAAAGUUUGAUUAAAUGUGUUUUUAUGUUAUGAGUAAUUCAUCCUCUGGUUAAUACGUACAUUGUUAAAACAUGCACCUGCAUACUUUAUGUAAUUGAUGAGAAUUGGACAUUUCCAGUUGGAGUGAACAUAAGUGUGAAUGUGUCUCCAAGUAAAACCUGUAAUUGUCUGACCACUGUCCAAGUGUACCCCAUAUCUCGAGCAGUGCAUGCUGGGAUAUGUUCCAAUAAUGUAUGCAGAUGAAAAAAAUAAAUGUACUGUUUUGGAAUCAGGGCUGAAACUCA
Molecule: messenger RNA, 946 nt
Organism: Gymnodraco acuticeps
Lineage: Eukaryota; Metazoa; Chordata; Actinopteri; Perciformes; Bathydraconidae
Gene: timm13
Product: translocase of inner mitochondrial membrane 13 homolog (yeast)
Exons: 3
Coding region: 137-424 (95 amino acids)
Source: RefSeq, a predicted model, not a curated record